AUGGAGUCAUACGGCCCCAUAGCUUAUGGUUUGAUCCAAAUAUUAAGAAACGGUCUGUCCGAGUUGACCUGGACCUUAGUUUUGGCGGUCUGCCUCUCUUCCUGCAUCGUCACGCGUGUGAUUACGGGCCUUGCAAGCGGACACCGAAAAUCAAAUCCAGGAGAGAUACGCUCAGGAAGACAAACUCCCUACUGGUUUCCCUGGAUAGGACUUGGCUUUGAAAUUCUCUGGGAUCAUGUUGGUCUUUUCAAAUCAUUACGGAGGAGAGAGAAGAUGGGUGAGCCCGUGUUUGGGGUUUUCUUGCGAGGACAGACCUACACUACAGUGGUGUCGCCGUCCAUGAUUCAGACAGUUCUCACUUCGCAAAUUACGCGUAGCGUGUCAAUUUUUGACCAGGUCAUGCAGAAUGUAUUCGGCGAUCGGAGCCUAGUACUUAGUCUGCGCGCAAAUCAAAACCAGCAAGUUUCUGAUGAUGUUAUGAAAGGCAUGAUCCAGGAUAAAUUUUUUCGCGGUACAUCAGAAGCUAUCACUAAGGUGCUCCAGUUCAAUGUCCCAAAUCUGGUGAGCUUCUCGCGAAGUCCCGUGGAUCAACUCCCUUGGGAGCGCGACAGUUCCGUCGUCUUGUCGGAGCAAGACCAGUCAGCUUGUGAGGCAGAUCUCGUUGCACUUUUGCAGAACUUUAUCGGCCACCAUAUGACCGUCGCUCUAAUGGGCGAGUCCUUUAUGGAGUCAUUCCCGAGUGUACUCCCUCAGCUGUCGACUUUCGACGAUGGGUUCGUCUCAUUGUUCAUAGGAUCCCCGAGAUGGAUUCCCUCCCCCUUGGCCUCGGCGGGACGAGCGGCACGGGAAAAUCUCAUUCAUAUCUUCUCAAUCUUUUACCGUGCCUUCUGCGCAUGCGAAGACGGCAUCGACCCAGGCAUUGAGCUUCGUGAUCUUGAUGAUGUGUCAGAGUUGGUCAAGGAGCGAAUGCGGGCCUUCCGGAAAUUAGAACUUUCACCACGGGCCAGUGGUGCUGCAAUCCUAUCCCUUUACUGGGAGUCGAUGGAGUACAUUAUCAAAAUGACAUUUUGGACCUUGAUUCACGUCGUUAGUGAUGCGGAGCUAGUCAAGGAGAUUCGCGAAGAAAUGAAACCAUACGCGGAGGCAACUCGACGCAGUCGCAAGGAGACUGGGUUCCCAUUUGAAGAGCCUCCGAACAUCAAACUUGAUAUGGAAAAGCUCGAGGAAUCAUGUCCACUUCUGAACGCGUGCUACUACGAAGCGAUCCGUCUGCAUUCUGCAGGAAUAUCGUACCGGGAAUUAGAAUCUGGUCUGACUCUCGUGGAGUCAAAGGAGGAAGCUAUGGAGCCUCACACGUACAAGAUCUCCAAGGGAAAUAAAGUUAUUAUGCCCCAUGGUGUCUUUCAAAACGAUGCAGAUCGCUUUUCCAACCCAGAUCAGUACGAUCCAUUGCGCUUCAUCACUACAGAUGCUUCAUCUGGCACCAAGAAGGUCAACCCGGAAAUCCUUGGACCUACUGCAGAGGGAUUGUACGGUCCUAAGAGCAACAAGUUCACCCACCAGACUAUCCUGGCUUUUACUGCUUCGAUCAUUUCGAUGUGGGAGAUUUCCUCAGUCAAUGAUAAGGAGCUUCUGAUACCACGUCACAGGAAGACCUGGGGAACAUUCCGGCCUGCGUAUGAUGUUAAAGUGCGCAUCAAAUCACGAGUCUGA
Molecule: messenger RNA, 1713 nt
Organism: Penicillium malachiteum
Lineage: Eukaryota; Fungi; Ascomycota; Eurotiomycetes; Eurotiales; Aspergillaceae
Exons: 2
Coding region: 1-1713 (570 amino acids)
Molecular function (GO): iron ion binding; oxidoreductase activity, acting on paired donors, with incorporation or reduction of molecular oxygen; heme binding
Source: RefSeq, a predicted model, not a curated record